Messenger RNA from Malus domestica (apple), 1158 nucleotides. The record is from RefSeq and is a predicted model, not a curated record. NCBI's taxonomy places the organism in Eukaryota, Viridiplantae, Streptophyta, Magnoliopsida, Rosales, Rosaceae.
UGUGGCCUUGACCAAUCCGUCCGAAGGGACAGGGUCAGAGUCCAUAUCUUCACAUAAAUCAGACAGUUUUCACGUUUUCUAUGUAUUGUUUUCCCUCUUUUAUUGAUCAGACCGUAGGACUGAUUGAGUUGUCAAAAGAAAGACAACCAAAGGGAGCAUUCCCCAAAUUCCAAUCUUCUCAAUGUCAUUUGGUUCCUUGGUUUAGGGUUCUGUUUGACAAGAAGGCGGACAAGAAGGUCGAAUAAAUUCACCUCCUCUCUCUCUCUCUCUCUCUUUCCUCUGUAGAAAAUCUCCCCCCUCCAGAGUGCACCAGAAUCACUGCCACAAGAAGAAAGAAAGAAACAGUAUAUUUUGUCUUCUUCCACUGGUCUUCAAACCUCUCUCUCUCUCUCUCUCUCUCUCUCUCUAUAUAUACACACACACACAUAUAUGGCAUUGCUUGCAUUUUGUCCCCCCGCCACUCACAAAACAGGUCAUCACUUUUGCCAUUUGGAUAUUUCCAACAAAAAUGAAGAGAAGGACAUGCUGCAUUACUGUAGUGGCUACUCUUCUGUGUUGGGUUUCUGUUACAAGCAGGCCCUUUGCAUCCUAUGACGUUCCCCAUCAAGAAGCUAAUCAAACAGAGAGAAACCAAUAUUCCCCAGGAGCUACCUUUCACUCAAAACAGGGAGUUGAGGAAGGCAUGGAACAAAGAAAGUACAGAGAGCUGAGUAGGCUGGGGUCAAGACCACCAUAUUGUAAGCACGUAUGUGGAAGCUGCGAGCCAUGUGUUCCAGUUCAGACACCCACAACCACUGACCACUUUGGAGUUCAAUAUGCAAAUUAUGAGCCUGAGGGUUGGAGAUGCAAAUGUGGCUCUACUUUCUUCACUCCAUAAAAAAAAAUUGUUCUGUUUCAAGCGGUUUUCAACGGAACAUAGUAAUAUUUUCGCUAGCUAUUUCAAACUUCAUGCUCUUGCUAGGAGGCUUGCGAUGUAUAAACCGAAAAUUUCGUUUUUGUUUUUUUUAUUUUUUUAUUUUUUUUUAAGCUUUACACAGUUAGGAGUCUAGCUGGGCACAGGCUCUGAGGUUCGAGUUAUAAUCACACGGUAAAACUUACGACGAGUUCGGAGUUCGAUAUCUACUAAUUGUAACUGAUCUAAUAGAAUAUUAUUGUGUU